UCGAGUAGUUAAAUGACCGUGAUCAACAAAGUUGAUUUGGAAUAUUGUGGGAGCUGUGAGAUUAAACUUUUCUAACAGUUUGGAAUCGUUCUUUAUAAUGUAUUUAUUUAUUUGGAGGACAAAAAUAGACAAUGGAUAAAAAAUGAUACGAUGUCGAAUGUUAAAGUAGCGGUGCGAGUUCGUCCAAUAAAUAAAAGAGAAUUAGAACAAAAUGGCAAAAAUAUCGUGGAUACAAAUGGGGAUGCUAUUAGUGUAACGAAUAUCAAGGUAGACAGCCAAGCAGAAUAUGGAGAUAGUAGAGAAAGGAUAAAAACUUUUACAUUUGAUUAUUGUUAUGACUCUACUGGAGAGCCUCAUUCCCCACAGUAUGCUCCUCAGCAACUGGUAUUUCAAGACCUUGGUACUGAGGUACUACAGGCAGCAUUUGAGGGGUAUAAUGCCUGUGUGUUGGCCUAUGGUCAGACCAGCACAGGGAAAACCUAUACCAUGACUGGUAUUAGGGAAGACCCAGGUCUAAUUCCAAGAAUUUGUGAAGGUUUAUUUAGCCGUGUAGAUGACUUUGAAGCAUCAGAUCGUACCACCUUUCGUAUAAACAUUAGCUAUUUGGAAAUUUAUAAUGAAAGAGUCCGAGAUUUGUUACGACCCUCACUAUCACAACGCAAUGAAAAAUAUACCCUCAAAGUUAGAGAACAUCCAAAAGAAGGUCCAUAUGUACAAGAUUUAUCUUCACAUGUUGUUAAAGACAAUGAACAAAUACAGACAUUAUUAGAUAAGGGAAACGAAAGCAGAACUACAGCAUCCACGUACAUGCAUGAUCACAGCAGUAGAAGUCAUGCUAUUGUUACAAUUAAUUUUAUUCAGGCCAAGUUAGAUGACGAUCUACCUCAUGAAAUUGUGAGCAAGAUACAUUUAGUAGACUUGGCUGGAAGUGAGAGAGCGGAUCCAAACUGGAGCUUAAAUUACAAAGGCAGACUUAAAGAAGGGUCAAACAUUAACAAAUCUCUUGUCACGUUGGGAAAUGUUAUUAAAACCCUAGCUGAGAAAUCAAUAUUAUCAUGGAGUACCGACAGUCUAGGGUCCACUCAGAGUUUUGCCAGUAGUGGUGGUGGUGAAGGGAGAGCCAGCCCCUUCUGUAGUCCAAAACGUAUGCGUCAACCAUACAUACCAUACAGAGACUCUGUGUUGACAUGGUUACUGAAAGACAGUCUUGGUGGAAACUCAAAAACAAUCAUGAUUGCCACUAUCUCCCCAGCCAGUAUUUGCUACAACGAAACCAUCAGUACCCUCAGAUAUGCACAGAGAGCUAAAAACAUUGUGAAUAAACCAAAGAUUAAUGAGGAUGCUAGUGUGACAUUAAUAAGAGAACUGAGAUCAGAGAUUGACAGACUUAAACAGUUACUGUCAACUUCACAAAUGGGGUUUUAUCCAACCAGUGAUGUGAUGUAUGUUGUACCAUUUCAAAAGUUGCAACGAGAGGGAGAAAGUAUGCUUCCAAUUCAAGAUUCAGGACAAGCUCUUGAACAACAACUUCAGAUUCAAGAAGACAGGGCAAAUAAAUUGACACAAACCUGGAUGGAUAAAUGGAUGGAGGCACAUGAAAUCAUCAAGGAAUCUGACCUGAGUAUUAGAGGGCUAAAUAAAGCCAGCUCCAUGGGAGUGUUGAUAGAUUCACAAAUGCCACACUUGAUAGGGAUGGACAAUGACAUCCUUAGUACUGGAGUUAUUAUUUACCAUCUAAAGGAAGGAAAGACUCUGGUUGGAAGAGAAGAUGCCAAAAGAGAGCAGGAUAUAGUUCUGAGUGGUCCAGGGAUUCAGAGAGAACACUGUUUAAUCAAGAAUGUAGAUGGCAGUGUAACAUUGUAUCCAAACAGAGGCUCUCAAUGUACAGUCAAUGGACUGGAUUGUAAAGCACCAGUUCUUCUUAAACAAGGUGAUAGUGUCAUACUUGGAAAGAGUCAGAUGUUCAGGUUUAACAACCCAGCAGAGGCAGCUGUACUCAGGGAAAGAAGAGCUUCUCAAGAGUGUUUAUUAGAUGAACCAAGUCCAUCUUUCAUGGAAACUGACCAACAUAGGACUGUUACAGCCAACAGAACUCACUGUUUGUAUGCUUCCACCGAAUUCUGUUUACAAUUGGAGAAUCAGUACCAGUCUGAAACAGAGAAAAUAGAACGAGCAAAGGAAGAGUUAGAAAGGUUAAAACAAGAACAUUUACAAGCUGAGGAACAAAGACAAUUAAAGGAGGAAGAAUUGUGGAAUACUCAUAAUCAUCAUUUACAUGAAAUAGAGGAAGAAAGGAAAAGAUUGACUAAAUUAAAGGAGGAGACAUUUAUACAGAGACAGAAAGCUGACCAGGAGCUACAGUAUUCUAGAGAGUGUCUGGAGAAAGAAAGAGAAGCUUUCUACCAAGAACUACAGAGUGAAUUGACUAGAAUUAGAACUGGUAAAUCUAAAAGUACAGAUGAUGAUUCUGUUUUCCCAGAAGACAUAGACACUAGUGAAGUUUAUAUUGACUUUAUUAGAAGAAGGAAACUUUCUGUUGAAGGCCAGCUUAAAACUAUUGUUCAGAAGGAAAUCCUGAGGACUUUUUCUCAUCAAGAAACUGAAAAAUCUCUUCGUAAAAAGACUGAUGAUUUAGAAGAUGAGUUUGAGUUGUCUAAACAUCAGAUUGAAAACCAGUUGGUCAAGAUUAAAGAAAUAGAGGAACAAUAUCGACAGAGAGAUGCCAAACAGUAUACAGAAAUAAACAAAACGGAAUCAGAAUUAGACGAGAUACAACAAAGAGAGGAGCAAUUGGAACUGUAUAUAGAGGAAAAGCAGGAUCUUUUAAAUGUAAAAUCAGAUAAACCACGUCCACUCAGGACUGCUUGUAGUGUGGAGGUUCUUAAUAACUUACCAGUAGAAACAGAAUUUGGUCAGAAGACAUCUAGUAUGUUAGCAUUAAAUAGAGGAAGUGUUGGUGACUUGCCGGCUAUUUCUCAUCAGUUUUCAUUGUCUUCCAUGAUGUCUGUUGAUUCUGGGAGUACAGAAUCAGAUUUAAAUAGCAGUCACUCAGAUAGUAAAAGUAAAUUAAUUUCAGGUGCUAAGAAGAAAAUUUCGACAGGGGCAAAAAGUGUUACUGAUAGACUGUAUCAAAAGUCAACACCAAAAUUCAAAUAUGAACCAAAAACUAAAAAAACUUCAUCGCCAGCUGCAGAUCACAAAACCAGAGGAAGGAAAGGGUUACAAUCAGACAGUGGUUCCCCUCAUAGAAUACAUGAUAAUAAUGGAACUAUUAAGAAUUCGACUCCUGAAAAAAGAAGGAGAACCUCUCCGUCGAAGACUGACAAUGCUUAUGAUACAUCACAGUCAUGUGAAAAUCAAACUUUAUCAAGGAAUGCUUCAAAACGACAUGUGAAAAGUAGUACCUCAUUAGCAAGUGUACCAGAAGCUGUUGGAGAGGAAGGGGAUGAUCAAAUCAUGCAUUCUACUCCUGACAUAUCACAAGUUGUAAGGAGGAGAAAUAAAGGCAACAGAAGUAAUGUCUUUGAUGAUGACUUCAGGAGACACUCAGAACCAGCUGGAGAAGAAUUGGCAGAUGCCUUUGAAAAAUAUUCACAAGAAAUGGAACUAUCUGGUGGAGUUGAUAACUCUAAUUAUAGACAUAGUGUAAGUCAGGAUGAAAGUGUGUCAAAUAGAAAUAAUGUUGACAUUCCGUCAGUAAUUGUGUCUGAUGAUACUGAUAAUGUAACAUUCCUUAGCAGAGGGGUCAUCAGUGCUCAGGGACAAGAAUGUCAGGUUUCUAUGGCUGUACUUGACGGACAAGAAAGUGUAGUAACUAUGGAGGACGUUGAAGGUCAACAAAAAUUUCAUGUUUCUAUGGAGGACCAUGCAGGUUUUAUGGAAUGUCAGUCGGACAGUACAUCUCAGGAAUCUUAUUUAGUCAUAAAACCUGACGUAAGAUAUGAAAAAGAAGUAAAAGUUAGUGAUAACAAUACAAAUAUUGAUGAGGUCGUGAACAGGACGGCAAACUUCACAGUUGAUCUGAUGCCAAUUAUAGAUGUGUCAUACUGUGAGGGAGAACCUUUAAUUCCCAAGUCACAUAACAGUAGCCAAAACACACUUUCUUCUGAAGCAGAUAGGUCAGACAUUCUUGAAAAUGAUUUGAAUCAGACUGAAAAUGUUGACACAGGUGAAUGUGUAGCACAAGGAAAUAGUGAAAACAUGAUUCGAAUAGGAAGUAAGCGAGAGCAUAAAUCACAUCCUACCUCAAAUGUACCCACAAAGCUAAGAAAAAGUGGUCAAAAUAACUAUCAAUGGCUAGUUAAUGCUAUUUCUAGCUUGAGUGAAGAAAAACUUUUGGAUUUAGAUUAUGGUGAGGAAAAUGAAAACUCAGAGGAAUCAGAUAAAAUUGACAAUGAAUUCCAUGGAAAUGAUAGUGAGCUUGAAACUGAUGGAAGUUGUGAUGAAAUCAUUGAUCAAGAAAAUGGACAAAGCUGGGGUUGGAAGGCUCCAACAGGAGAAAUACUUGUGAUAGAAAAUAAAGUAAACGAUAAUACUGACUCAAAUGUGUCUAGAUCUGAACAGGAAUAUCAUGAUAACAACAAGGAAUAUUAUUCUGAUUCAUUAGAUGAUGAAGAUUCAUUGGAUGGAUCAAGACCAAGUGGGGAUCACGAGGAGGAAGACAUGAGCGAUUCCUUAAAUAGCUCUGGUGAAGAAGGAAAUGAAAAUAAUGGUGAAAUGAAUGAAUACAGUAUAGAUAACCCUGAAAAUGGUGUCAUUGAAUAUUUUUCUGACAUUGAACCCGAUUUAGAAAAUGUCUUACCCGAGGAGAUGGUACAAGACUUGUCUGAUUAUGAUGAGGUUGCUGAUGAUGAUGAUGACGACAUGAUGGAAGAGCGUACACAGAUCUACAUACAAUAUCCUACGGACUUCCCAGGUAGUUUGUUAUACAGUAUUAAAGAAGAAUCUGUCCCAGCAUCACCUGAUCUGUCAGAAUCUAAAGAUUUCAGUUCUGAAUUAAGUUAUGAUGGCGAUCAGACGCUAGAAGAAGAUAAAUAUUUGUCACAGGUGGUAGUAUUAGGACAGGAAAAUCAAGCCACUGUUACCAGAACUGAGGGUGAUACUGAGGAAAGCGUUUCCGAGAUUCCUCAAGAUAAGGUACAGCAAACUAAACAAGGAAUUUGUGGGGAAUCCAAAGAUUUACAAAAUUUACAAACUUUAUCAAAUGAAAUGUGUGUAAGGAGUGAAACUCAAAUUGUACUAACUGCAGAAAUGGACAAAAUUGAAGAUAGUCCUUUUGUUUAUCAUCCAAUUGGAUCUGUUCAAGGUGAUCAGGGUAAAGUGGAGCUAGUAAUGUCAGCAAAAUCUGUUCAGAUCAGUGGAAUGGAUACAAGUGAUGUAAAUAGUGAGGAUGAUCAGGAAAACAGUGGUCUUUUACAGGAAACAACAAAAGACUAUGAUAGGAAUCUUGAACUUUGUUGUGUCAGUACUCAGAAUAGCAGAGAACUUGAUAGUGAAAAAAAUGAACAAGAUGGAUUUGAUAGAAAACAAUGUGAACAAGAAAGCAGAUUAAGUACUGACGACACAAAUAUUGUCAGUGAACCAUGCCAAGUUUGUAACAUCACUGACAGUGAACAAACAGACAUAAAUGAUAUCAGUGACACAAACAUUGAAUGUCAAAGUGCUUCCGAGUCAGUCACUGAUAGUUCAAACAGCUUUUUUGCUAACUGUACAUGUGCAAUGCACCAAGCUGCACAGGCUACAAAUAACAUAGGUAAACUUUCAAACAGUAAAAUUUUGGACAAAUCAAAAGCUUGUGAAAGUGAACUGCCAUUGAAACAAACUACCCUUCAUGAUCAAAAUAGCAAAGAUCAAAUAAACACACAAUUACUAGAUGCUAAUAAUUUGUCAGUCUCGGAGGAAGUUGAUAUGGACACUUGUAAACCGAUAAAUCUAAAUGAAGAGACAAACUGUGUUGGUGCUGAAACUCAAAAUGAGCAUGAAAAGGUUAGGCCAAAAUGUUCCGAAGACAAUUCUGUUAAUCCUAAUGAAUUCAUUAAAGUGAAACAUAGAAGAUCUAAACCUGAAACGAGGACUUUAGGAGUAUCAACCUCACCAGAUUUGGUUACUGUUGGUUGUGGUGAUGAUAUGGCCAGUGAUGAUUCUUUACAAGAAGUUCAGGAAGAACUACUUGUUCUACAGGAAGCUCUGGAUAAUAAAUCUCCAAAGUAUACCAAUACAAAUGGAAGCUCACUGUCAUCAGCAAGGAAAGCCACCAGAAAACGUGCCAUGCAGAAGAGAGGAAGUGGCAUUUGUACUGAAUCUGAAGAUUUAAUGUCCAGUGAUUCUCCUGAAAGCCAAAGUAAAUCAUCAUCUUCAAGACCUGAUUCAGCCUCAAGAAGGAGGAGACGUCCAAAUACCAAGUCAGCAGAUCGUUCUGGCAAGAAAUCAAAAGGAUUAAGUUCUGAUGAAUAUAUUACUUCUGAGAAUGACAGCAUCUACUCAGAUGAAUCUCCAUCCAGGAAGUCCCGGGAUGGAAAGAAGAACAAGGAAGAAAUACCUGUAGACAUUGCCAAGACUUUAAAUAGUUGUAUUGAUGAAUUAACUGAUUCGAUUACACAAAAUGAUGAAUUAGAAGAUAUUAGUAUGGAUAGGAAUAUUCCAAAUGGAUAUUCUGCAGGUGAUUCUGAACAGGAACAGUUAGGCACCCGACAGAAAAAUCGUCAUGUUAAUGGGAACUAUAUUCCCAGUUUACAACUUAGGAAUCUCAGUCAAAGUGAGGAACAGUCUUGUGAAUACAAUGGACAAGAUCAGUUAGAAGAUUCAAGACAAAUGUCUUGGAGGAGUUCUGUAUCAUCUGGAGGUCAAUCCUCAAGGUCAACCUCUGAGACAAGGGAUGCAAGUCAGCAGACGGACAGUACUUUUAUGUCACUGCCAAUAAGAUCACCAAUGUCAACACAGACAGAUGGUGGUUUGCUGCAUUCUCUGUCAGCAUCACCUAUCAGUGUAUGGAACUCUGUUGAUAAAUGUAUUAAAUCUCCAAAAGGUCAUAGUGAUGGAGGAAAGGAAAAAUCACCAGGUGGAAAGAAAAUGGUGAAAACUAAACACUGCAAACUUUCUGAUCUUACGCAUACUACUCCAGAUACUUGGUCAGCGGACAUAACUGACAUACCACCGAAUUUCGAUGCAAAUGUUGAUAAGGAAUCUGGAUCAGAAUCUGACGGUGAUGCUGUGAUCGUGGAAACUGAAACAUGUUCCCCUGCAACACCUUCAACGUCCGAUCAUUUUUUCGAAUCUGGUUAUAUGGUAUUACAAGAGCCACCAUCAGGAAGACAAAUUCCUGUUAAAUAUGAAGUGACUUUGAAACCUGAAGAAACAAAUAUUCUGUAUAAUGUGGAAAAAACUGAGUAUAAAACAUAUGGACUUCAUUCACCUGGCCAUGAAACAGAAAAUAUUCCUGAAAGCAUAAACAUUAAUAUUAUGGAUAGAACAUCAAAUAUUUCUGAAAACAGAUAUGAAACUAUCACACGGCAACAGUUCCAAAUAAAUCAAGCAACUGAUGAAACUCCUUCUGGAAAUAUAGUUUCGGAAAGAACAUUUCGUGCAUCAAGUGAAUUGUCUUCUGAUCGAUCUGAUUCAAAUUUGGAAAUAAGGUCUGAGCGUUCAAAUGUUGAAGAAGAUGAGCAACAUUUUGUGGAGACAACUGUUCAAAACUAUCCUAUUGACAAUGAUAGACUGAUAGGAAAAGUAGAGGAUACAUUUUCUCCAAGAGAAUCAGAUACUACAUCAGACUAUGGGACAAUGAUAUAUGAUAGAAGGAGAGGCGUUUCAGCUGCUUAUGAUUCCGAUGAUAUUGAUUCUUUAGCUAGUUAUGGGAAAUACUUUUCUGAAUCUCAUGAAAAUACUCCCCGUGGCAAGAAAACAAAGUUGGAUAAUGAUCUUGCAGAAAGCACAUCUUUGCAUGAUGGUGAAAAUGAACUUCAAAAUCUGGAACAAACAACAGAUAUGACACCAAGAUCAUUUACCUCAGAAGAGCAAAAGUUACCCAUCGAAUCCACGACCACAAGUCGUGACACUUCUAGGUCAUCUGAAGAUGUUUAUGUCACUGCUGAAAUGAGUCGUACAAGCUCUAUGUCAUCAGAAUAUAAAACACCACAACAAUCACCUAGGGAGGGUAAUGUAACGGAUGAUCUAUCAUGUGAAAACAUUCAAAUACCAGAUAUUUCUGACACAUCUAAAGCCUUAAUCAAUGAAAAACUCAAAGAGGAAAUGAAAAUGCAAAAGACUGUAUCUGUUAACACUGAACAGCUGAAAGAAAGGGAACAAGUUAUAAGAGAAACAUUGAAAAAUGAACUUCAGAAAAAAAUCGAGGAUUUGAAAUACAGUCGAAAAAGUAAAGACGAUUCUGCCAUCAGUUCUGAUUUCACAGAUGGAGAUUCUGUUUCAGUAUCACCAAGAGGAAGUCAGCUGUCUGAUAAAUUAUUAGGUGUUGGAAAUAUUGGUCCUGAUUUAGUUGCUGUGAGAACCACUGAAACUGAAACAUCUUUCAAACCUUCAUCUGGUGCUCAGUCAUACUUGCCAAAACUUGUAGACAUAGACAAUAAAAGUGUUCAGAAAAUCCCACAGAAAGAUUCUGGUAAUGUUUUUGAUGACGAGGACUUGGAGGAACUCAUGUCAGAAACGACAGAAUAUUUGUCAAAUGUACAAAAUCAAAAUAACGGAGCAAUAAGUGAUAGUGAUACAAUUGGUGGUCAGGAACAUCACUCACCAGCAUGUAUUGAAAACAAAAUGUUUGUGGAAAAAGAAUCAAGUGAUAGGUCAUUAUCCCCUGGUGAAAUUGUAGCAGACGACAUGUAUGAACAGUUUGCAUCAGGUCUUAAUUCUGGUAGUGGUGGUGAAAUGGAGAAUGAAUAUUUCAACAAUGAAAAUGACAAUAUUGAUGGACAUAAUGAUGACUCGAGGUCCAGCAUAGAAAUGGGGAUUAAUAGUAUGCCAGAAGGCCGAAAUUCUGCUGAACUUUUAGAAAUAAUGGACUCUAAAAAUCUGAAUAAGGAAAAAUGUUCGUCCCUUUCAAAUAUCAGGAAAGAUGUAGAUGUUUCUGACUUCCGUAGAUCUGUGUCUGAGAACUGUAUGGACCAGUAUGAGGAAGCUGCAUCUCUUCAUUCUAGUAGCUCAAAUGACAGUAUUGUUUUCAUAUUUAUGGGACAGUCACAUACCAGAGAAAGUAUGGAGAAACUGAAACAUUAUACAUCCAAACAAGAAGGAUAUAAAGUUCAUGAAUCUAACGAUAAUAUUCUGUCACAAAAUCAUGCUAAUGGGGAGACUCAUUCAUAUAAAGACAGUGAUUAUAAAGAUUCUGAUGGGAGUAUGGAUAGUCAAGAAGAAAUGAUAACAAACAUGGAACAUAUUUUAUCACAGAAUGAUUUAGAUAGUCCAGAGUUUUCUGAGGAAACUGGUAUUGAUAGUCAAGAAAUAUCUGAGGAAACUGGUCUGGAAAGUCAGGAAAUAUCAGAGGAACAAUACCUUGAUAGUCAGGAUAUAUCUGAGAAUAUUGACAGCAUGGGAGAUAAUCAAAGUGAUCCUCUGUAUUCAGGGGAGACAAGUCCACUUAUGACUGAGAUUGUAGAGGAAAUAGUAGUUUAUGAUGUUAAUCCAACAGAUACAGCUUAUGAGAAUAAAAGAGUUUUUUCGAGUCAAGAAGAGGACGAGGAGCCACUCCGACAUAAAUUUGGAAUUGAUGAAUCUAUACUGCCCAUCCCAACCAGAUCUGUUUCAUCAGAUAACUUGCCACGUAAAAUUUCAAAUCAGAGAAAAAUGCAUAGAUCAAGAUCAACAAGUUUGCUGGAUAUGGAAAAGCCAGAAAAAAUUACUACUUCAAGUGAUAAUGAAGGCAUCUUUCCUCCAAAUGUACAACACUCUGAAAGUAACAGCGGAGAACUUGAACAGAAGGAAGAUAAAGAAUAUAUCGGUGAUAUUGAACCUGACCUUGAAGGAGAGGAUGUUGAAACUGGUAGUCCUGACAUGCCUCCAACACCAGCGCCAAGUGUUGUAGACGACACAGAGGAGGACAAACAACCUUCUCAUGCUAUAAAUCAGGAUGUUCUAUACUCCUCCCUCUUCCCACUUCAAACCCAGCAGUCACAACUUGAUCAUAAUGGCAAUAUUGAAGACAUCUCAGGAGCUCAAGAUAGAACCCCUGAAAGAAGUAGACAACUAAUAUCACCGUCCAGAUUUGUAUCUGUUGGUACCCAGGCAGCUUUGGCCGAUUCUGAAACUCAGACAGAUGCUUCAGUGUUUAUAUCGCCUGAUGGCAAAAUAGUACAAGUAUUGCCAGGUUUAGACUCACCAUUAAGAUCUCAGAGUAUGGUCACUCUACAAGGCAGGAUGACACAGUUUAAUCCUUCAGAAGAUUCAGAAAACUGGUACAAUCUGUCCUCCCUCAUGUUAGAGACUAUACCAUUGCUAAGAAAUAUAAAUCAGAGGUUACCAGGAGCUGAUAUCAGUCAGGCUAGUUCUGUGGAAAAUUUUGUCGCUGCAGAAACAUCGUCUCUUUCAACACAAACAACAGGAUCACUGGAGAACUUAAACAAUACUGAUGAAGAUACAGUUAAAACAACUGAAUCAAAAAUGGUAGAAUCCACACAGACAGAAUAUAAUCUGAAACAUUCUUUUACAGAAACAUAUGAUUUGCCACCUGAAAAUUUGGAGAAGUCAGAAAUUUCCGUACAAACUGAUGAACCAGAAGUUAGAGUAACGGAAAGUAGCGAAAUAUCUGUGCAAACUGACUUUGUGUGGAGUAUGGCAAGUUCACAACCUAUCACAACAACCACUGCCUCCCUGAACUAUGCAUGGGCUAACGAACAACCAGAAACUGCAUCAGCAUCUGGUUCCUUGUUCUCUGUUGAUAGAACUAAUACGCAGACAGGAAACAUUUUAAAAUCAUCAGAAGAAACCACAAGAACUGAAGCUAAACCUCAACAUCAGACAUCUUCAGAAAAACAUGUGACCAGUGAUGGGGAAGAUAGCUCUGAGGAAGUGUAUACUGAAAAUUGUGUUAUGUUUUAUGACUUUGUUAACAAAUGUUACGUACAGAAUGUGGAAAGUUCUGAAUGGCAUCGUUUAGAGAAAAAUCGUAAGAAAAAUGGACAAGAAACAAUCGCUACAAAUACUAGUCAUCCUUCAGAAAGUGUUGUUGAUGUUAGAAAACAUGAUACUGUUGAAAGUCAUACUAUUGUCAAGAAUGACAAUACGGAAAUUGAUCGUGGAGUGCGGAUACAUCCAAGAUAUAGUGAGUACAUUUAUAAAACCUCUCCAAAACAGACCGACUCUAAAGAAGAACAGGAUGUGAAAUCUGAAGAAUCUAAAUCAUCUUACUCGUCAUUACAGCAAAAUGAUGCCUCAUCAUUUAGAAAUAGGUACUAUCGUGACAGUACUAAUCGUUAUGAUUUUACUGCAUCAAGAAAACAGGAGGCUGACAUGAAUGAGCGAAAUAUUAGCCCUACUUACAGAUCUCAUCAGGAGGAAAAGAGGCUGAAGGAUUUACGUUUAUCAGAAACUAAAACAAAAUAUGACAAACCACAAUAUCUUCAAGAAGAAAAUAAGGAAGAAAGACCUGAGUCACCAGAAGAAGUAAUUACUGUAGAAGAAAUAAUAAUAGUAAACACAGAGCCUACAGAUAGUGAAAUAGGAGGACAAUUGACAUCCUCAGAGAAAACCCACAGAGAUGCACUCUCACUGAAAAUAGAACCUCAGAAAUCAGAUUAUCAGUCUGCUGAUGAUGAUUCUCCUCAGGAGACAAUUACCGAGGAAAUAGUGACAAUAACAGAUUAUAUGCCAUGGGAGACAACUCCAAGUAGGAAAGAAAGGCUGACUCCACUGAAAACAGACCCAAAGACAACUACACAACAUCUGGAAAAAGAAGUUGUUGAAUCUCCAGAAGAAACAAAAAGUGAGGAAAUUAUAACAGUAACUACCAUUAUGCCAUGGGAGGUCAGUGAACAAACAAACACUCAGUCAUACACAUCACGUGGAAAGGAAAAUCUCACUUCACUGAGAAUAGAACCAAGAAAAACAACACAGGAACAUAUAGAGGAGGAAACAGUUGAAUCUCCACAAGAAUGGAUCACAGAGGAAGUGGUAAUAAUAUCUGAUUCAGAACCAUACAAAUGGGACAGAAAAUCGGUCAAUGCAACCACGACUGAACCUUCAAAAUGGGAUAGAAAAUCAGUCACUGCAUCCACUUCUGAACCAUCAAAAUGGGACAGAAAACUGGUCUCUCUAUCCACAACUGAAUCAUCAAAAUGGGACAGAAAACCUGUUACUGUAUCUAGGACUGAAGCAUCCAAUCUGGACAGAAAACAAGGCAUUGUCUCUACAACAGAACCAUCAUUACAGGACAGAAAGGAAGACACUUUUUCCUCUUACAUUUCACACAGGGACAGGACAAGAGACACACUAUCAUGGAAAACAAGGCCAACAAAAACAAAUCAACGGUUGGUUAAUGAGGAGAAUAUUGAAUCACCAAGAGAAGUUUUAACUCGGGAGGUGGUAACAAAGACCCAAACAAAACCUACAGAAUGGAAAGAAACUCUAGAGAGAGAUCUACAGUCACUUAAGAUUAAGCCUAGAACAUUUAAAAGACAUCACAUGGAUGAGGAAAUUCUUAUAGAUCGUGAAUCUCCGCAAGAAGAGGUGACUGAAGAGGUUUUGACAUUCACAGUACCUAUAGAUAGAAAACUACAUGAACCAUCUUUAUCAGAAACAUUUAAAUUCGAACGUAAAGUGCCUAUUGAAAAAUAUGUUGAUAAUGAGAAUAUUGUUGAGGACAUUGUAUCUCCCAGGAAAGAUGACAGUAGAUAUACAUUGUCAAAAGAUUACAUCAUGCCAACACGAGCUGGAAUCCGUCAGAAUACGAAUGAACAACCGUCUACUUCUUCACAACAGUCAACUUCAUCUCAGAGUGAUUCUUCCCAACGUACCUCAGAAACCGGACAAUCAGAACACCACUCCUUUGAAACUAAAACAAUAAAAAGAAAACAAUUAGAUGACAAAGGAGAUGAUGAAAGUGAUGAUGAGAAGGAAGGAAGAGAUGAAGUCUUUGAAAAAGUAUCAGAACAUCAUCAUUCAAAACAUGACAAUACUCAAGUUCAAACAAUACUGACUGAACGAGAGCAUGUUAUGGAGACGGAAUUUUACGUACCAGAUAUUGAGGCUAGUCAGGCUGAAAUGGAUGCUCUGAAGGAGGAGCAUGAGAAAACAAUGGAAGCUAUCAGAAAAGCUUCUUCUGAAAGAAAACAACGAACUGAUGAUCUGAAAAACAAAACUAAAAAGGUGAUAGAAACUGAAUUUGAAAUGACAAAAGAACUAGAAACUUUGAAUGAUGAGGAAUUAGAGAAAAGAAAUAAUGAAAAUAAACAAGUAACAUUUGAUAUGAAUUCAAUAGAAACGAGAGAAUACAGCAUUAUAUCAGAGGAUAAUGAACCUCAGGUUGUACCUGAAAAGACAUCGGUAACUGAAUACAUCACUGAAACAAAACAAGAUAGAUCAGACACUGAUGAUACUGAAAGUAAACUUCAAAAGCUGGAGACAGUGUGGAAAGAUUAUGUAAGGAUAGAGAAAGAACUGAAACAGCAGAACGAAGAAAAUGACGACAAAUUAAAGCACGACUUGAUAGAUGAUGUUAUGAGUGAUAAUGAUGAACCUUCAAAUAUGAAAAAGGAGAAAACUCCAUCGAAAUCAAGGACUGAACCUGUCACAAGACCCAAUUUUAGAGAAUAUAAAGUGCAGACAAAAAUUGAAACUGAUGAGCCUCUUUCUCCUAUUAAGAAAAUUGACAAAACUGACAUUAAGUUCAUGCCAACCUACACAAUUGAUUAUAAAGGAGAUAGACCCAGAAAUGAUGCAGAAACUGUUGUCAAAGAGAGUAUAACAAAAGUAACAUCAGACAGGAAACCAGCUGUGAUAACAUAUACACCCAGAAAUGAUGCAGAAACUGUUGUCAAAGAGAGUGUAACAAAAGUUACAUCAGACAGGAAACCAGCUGUGAUAACAUCAUUACCACCUGUCUCAAAAGAGAAGAAACCAACAGUUGGUUCAUUAGAUAAGGUACCAGCUAUUGUAAAAUCAGACAAGAAACCAGUAAUGUCACUUCCAAUAUCGUUGUCAGUUGAUACUUAUACUAAAAACAAAGGAAAUACUCGUAGUAUGGGAACUGAAGUUUCUGUUGACAUCUCAGAUGACUUUACACAAACAGACAAUGAAAUUCUACCUGCUUAUGAACCACCUCAAAGAAGCCAAAGGAAGGAUCCUAACAGUAACCAGAUCAAAAGUGAACUAGAUAGAUUGCACAAAGAACGAGUGGAGAUCAUAGAAAUGCUGGCAUUGAACUAUCUACCUGCAAGUCUUACUGUAGAAUUACUGGAAGCAAAACUAAACUACUGUAUUGGACAAACUGACUUGUUGCUUGGCUCGCUGGAAGAUACAUGGAAUAACAUUCAAGAUGUUAUUGAUAUUGAAGAAGAACACAAUACUCAUGUUGUCACUAAAGAAUACCUCACAAAAUACAUGGAAGAUCUACGCAAAUCCAAAUAUGAUAUUAAAGUAUGUAAGGAAAGAUUGGACAUUAAAUCUGGAAAAGGUAGAGGUAGGCCUUUGGGAAGAAACCGUGACUUACAUAGGAUUAGGAGACAGACAGAAAUUGAAGCCUUUCAAGCAGAGAGGAAAAUGGAGCAACAAACUUUUAAUACCGUCAAAUCUAUUAACAGGAUAAGCCCUGCAUUUGAUGAAAUUGAUAGAAAGUUCAGGAGUGCCAGUCCUAGGAAUCAUGAUAAAAUUAAUAUUCAUACAAUGUCUCCUUCAGAACAUGCUGCAUAUUUAAUCAAACUACGCAAACAAGUUGUCAAGGCAACUGAACAAGAGGAUGUACGACACAGAAUAAGUAGGUCCUGUUCUCCUUAUGUUGGACAAAGAUAUAAUGUGGAUUAUACCCCUGUAGCAAGUCCAAGAAGUUACUCAGCCUAUUCAAGUGAAACACUUACUGCUUCUCCACGUAUUUCUAUAUCAGUCACGGAACCUGUAGAGAAUGGUAUUGGAUCCUUUACCUCCAGCGAAAGAAGAUAUUCUACUGAUACUUACUCAUCAACCAGUCAACGGAGCUAUUCAGCUGAUGCCAACUAUUACUCAUCAUUGCGUCAACAAACCUAUACUACUGAUAGUCCGUCAAGAAGAUCAGGGUCAUAUAGCAGAACAACACCAACUCUUUUUAACAGGUUUUCAUCUCCAAAUUACAGUAGAUCAAUGUCUCCACAGUAUAACAGGUCCAUUUCACCACAGCUUGAUAGAUCUGUUUCGCCACAGUACAAUCUAAGAACUGAUGUUAUUAGUCCUCAUUCAUUUGAACAGGAAUCAUUGUUAGAGAGUGUUAACAGUGUUAACGAAACUGAACUACUGCUGAGGGAGAUACAAGAAGCUAGAGAACGAAACCAAGUGGAGAUUUCAAGAGCUGAGGAAACCCUUAAUUCACACAGGAAUGGAACAAGCUCCAGUAUCUACAGACCUUAUUCCACUUAUACAAACUCUGCUUGUGAUUCAUUAAACACUACUAAUUUAAGUGGCAGCUAUGAACUUUAUGAUGAACGAUCUAAUGUUACAAUGUCAAGGUCGUCCUCAUGUAGAUCACUUGACCAUGAUUCUGAUUCCGUCCAAAGUAACUAUUUGUCUCCAAGAUAUGAACAAGAAGUUUUGCAUACUCGUCCUAUUCGUUCAUCAGACAUUAAAACACGAAUUCUCAGACACCGGAGAUUGCCACGAACAUGAUGACUCAGGAACAGUAUUAUUAUUCUGUGAUAUAUUUGGUGCCAAAGAUUUAGUUUGUAAGAUGAUAUUAUUAGUGAGAAUUUAUGAGAUAUUUUCGAUAAACUGUGGAGAUAUAUGUAUGAAAGUGUGAGUGAUUUUAAGAAGAAAGAAGACUGGAUGGAUGGAAGAAAAAAUGAGUUAUAUAUUUAUUCUGUUGAUGCAUGGAUGAAAAAUGAAGAUCGUCACAUAAUAUUUAUUUUUACACACAUUACACAUACAUGUAUUCAUUACCAUUUUACAUUUACCAACCUUCUAAAUCUAGAAGUCAUUUACAAAAUUGUACACACAUCCAUUAAUAGAUAACAGAUAUUUUUUUUAAAUAUCUUAUUUUGUUGAUUUUUAGUAGAAAAUUCAUACUUCAUUUAUAAUACUUCAAGCCUUCUUAUUUUAUAUGGCAGUAGUCAUAUUUUAAUAUUUGACAAAUGAAACCGUCCUUUUUUUAAACGAAUAACAAAUUCCUAGUCAUUAAAAUUUGUCUCACUUCAGUUAAAAAAUAUUUCAUAAAGAAUUUUCUUUAUUUUCUGUGAUCAAUUCAUUAUUUUCUAGUCUGAGAAUAUAUUUCUUUACAAUGUGAUAAAUAUAAGAACAAAUUUAAAGUAUAUGAUAUAAAAGUUUAAAUCCAUAUUUAUAUCAAAUUUAUUUUUAUUAUGCAGAUUCAUUUUUUUAUACGCCUGUUUAUGGGACUUAUUAUGGUAUACCGUUGUCCGUCCGUCGUCAACAUGUCGGACAUUAACUCAAAAACGCUUUAACCAAUUUGCAAUAAACUUUGGUUAAUUGUUUAUAUCUAUUGACGUGAGUUCCCUUUCAAUUUUUUAUAUAUUUUAGAUUUUACGUUUUCGAGUUACAGGGUUUUAUUCAUAAAAAAAGGGGGAUUUUCCAGUUUUCUGACAAAAAAAUCAAAAAUUCUGUCAGCAAUUCUCAUGAAACUUUGGUGAAUUGUUUAUAUCUAUUGAUGUAAGCUCCCUUUAUAUUUUCAUAAAUUUCUAAAAUGACAUUGAGAAUUAAUUGAACUUUAAUUGUUUAUAGUCUGACAACACUCAACAGAUUUACUAAGUAUUGCGCAACAGCACAGUGUAUUGCACAACAGCAAGAAAUCUUUAAUUGAAUAUAAAUUCAAUUCAUAUAACCAAUUUCAAGUUCUUUGACUACAUUUAUUCAGAAACCUAUAAUAUGUCAAAUAUUUAAUACAAUCCAAAUUCAGACCUGUAUCAAGCUUGAAUAUUGUGUCCAUUUUUGCCCCAACUGUUCAGGGUUGGACCUCUGCGGACAUAUCCAGCUGCCCUCAGCAAAGCAGUUUAUUAUUGAAUGUACCAGUAUGUCAUAACAACAGGAAAAAUAUGAUCAAUACAUGUUUGAAAUUUCCAUUGUUCAUGUUGAUCAAAUAUAGUUUUUUGUUCUAAAUUUUAUAUAUGAAAUAUUUUUGCAAUUUGCAAAAAAUGGAUAAAAUUCUGAAAAUAUUUUAAUUAAUUUAAAAACAUUUAUGCAAAUAUGGCUUUCUAAUGAUAAAGGAACAAAAUAAGGGCUGUGUGCCAUAGCCCAAAAAUGAAUGUAAAAAUAUGGCAUAAUCAUGUUUAACAAGUUAUAUAUCAAAAUAAGUACAUGUGCAAAUGAUGUGAUAAAAUUAGAAAUCUAUGCAUUGUUGAAUUGUUAAAAUAUUUAUUUAUUGUUUUUUUUAAGAUGUGUAAUGAUAAAAUGUUCAACAUUCCAAUUUUUAUACUGACAAUUUGAGAGUUAUUAAUUGUUCACUUGACAUCAAACAUUGUUACUAUGAAAACUUACAAUGGAACCUUGUCUAUCUGUUACCUGUUCUUCCAUGCCUGUAUUUACUUUUUGGGCAACCAGUCUAUUAUGAUCCUUUAAUACAUAUUGAAACUGAAUUUACAAUUUUUAUUUAUAUAUUUAUUUGGUCUAAAUGGAUAUCUGUUGAAAAGAUUUUAAUUUUUACUUAAAUUUACAAAUAAAUGAUUUUUGCUGUGUAUGAAAGAAAAGUUUUUUUCACUUAUGUAUUAUGUUAUCACUAUAUUUUUUUUUCUCAAAAUGUGAAUAUUUUUUAUUCAUAUAGAAAUAAAAUGGUCUCAUCACAAGAAGAAAACACAUUAGGUUCUUCUGUUUGCCAUAUGUAGAAUUAGUAGAUACUUCAUGGACAUGGCUUAUUGGCCUUCUAUAGGGUAAACAGAUGGGUGGUCUUAUGAUCAUUGUAUGUAACAUGUAGGCUUGAAUUUUGUUAGGAUGAACUGUAAAAAUUAAUUAUUUUGAUGAACUUGCCAGUUUUACCAAUAGUUUGUUUGGUGGAUAAAUAUUUAAGAUACCAUUGUUUUAAUUUAAAAAAAAUAAUAAUAUUAUAUUCAGGGAUUCGUGUAGAUAUAUAAAUUGAAUACUCUGCAGUAUAAAUUAUCACCCCUUUCAUUUUAUUCAUUUCAUUUUCAAUGGUUGACAAUAGAGAAUGCCGUCCAAAUAUUAUAUUUUACAGAAUUUUUACAUCUUUUCUUCAAUCAUUCCCUGUAUAAAACAUCUUCACCCAAAGAAAAGGUUGAAACUAUUAUUUUUUUUUUAUAUUUUCAUAAAAUGAAAUUUAUUACUUUUAUAUUUAAAAAUAUUUUGUUCCAGCCCUAUAUUUAUAUCAAUUCAUUACAUUCCAAUGAUAUUUAUUGCGGGACUCAGUAAAAAAUAGCUUGAGAAACAGAUUUUUUAUACACACCUUAUUACUGGCUAUCUGUACCGCAGAUGCAACAGGUAACACAGGUCAAAAUCUGCUGUACACGAUUGCAAAAUCCAAUCGAAAUGCAGACAACAAUCUGCUGCAUACAAUGGCAAAACAUUCUUUUUUAAUAGCAAUCGGGAACAUAGAUGCUAUUUUAUCUGCCAUAACUGCCAUAAUGAUAGCCAGUAAUAGGGUGUGUUAAAGGUAUUUUAAUGCUGUCAAGGAAAUAUUUCAUAUGUUUCAUUUCUGAGAGAAUGAAACUAACUAAAAACACAAUGUUGUAUUGAAGUUACCUGUGAUAUGUAAGAAAUUCAUUGUUCAUAAUAUUUAGAAUAUUAUAACAUGGUUAUUUACUUUAUGCUUGAAAUUAUCAGUUCAUAUACAGCUGAAAUAGGGUGUUGAAGAAGGUGAGGGCAUUCCUUGGUAUAUUAUUGAAUUUUCACAAGUUAAGAAUAUUUUCACUUGUUGCACUAAGUAAUAAAUAUAUUUAUAUAAGUUAGUCUGAUGAUGACAAUAAAAUAUUGAAAAAUAA
Mytilus californianus (California mussel) is the source of this 19064-nucleotide messenger RNA. RefSeq lists its product as uncharacterized. Gene Ontology annotation, molecular function: microtubule binding; ATP binding; microtubule motor activity. Gene Ontology annotation, biological process: microtubule-based movement. NCBI's taxonomy places the organism in Eukaryota, Metazoa, Mollusca, Bivalvia, Mytilida, Mytilidae. The transcript is spliced from 31 exons. The record is from RefSeq and is a predicted model, not a curated record. The coding region runs from base 151 to 15792 and encodes 5213 amino acids.